UAAGUACACAAUGAACGCUAUUGUUGCUUUGAUCUCUGCUGUCAGCGUCUUCGCUGCCUCCGCUGCUUUCGUUGACUUUGGCGCUGCCGACCUUGGCUUCGCUGGCCUCCAUGGUGCCGGUGCUCUCGUCAAGGGUGUUCACCAUGGCGCCCAUGUUGCUCACUUCGUCGCCGGUGGUGAGGUUGUCGAUGGUCUCAAGUGCGGUGCUCACUUCUCCUGGGUUGCUCCAGCUGGCAAGGCCGUCAAGGAAGUCUUGGCUUUCUCUCACUGCAAGAAAGGUGGUCUUGUUUUGUUCCAUCUUACCUUCACUGAUGGUACUGAGGGCUUCUUCCACUUCUUUGGCGGUGUUGCUGUCCCAGUUUCUCACCAUGUCUGGUUGGCUAAGCUCGCCAAGGGUGUCUGCAAGCAUGCUCCAGCCUUCUUUGGCUUGCCACAUCAUGCUCUUUUGGCUGACUUGGCUCAUGUCUUGGCUUAAGAGUCUUGAAAGAUUUAGUUUUUAGUAAUGUCAUCAUUACUCAGUUUGUUUUCAAACGCUUAAAUUUCACUGUAAUGGUUACAGUUGUGUAAUGUGAUUAUUAUCU
Messenger RNA from Theileria equi strain WA, 581 nucleotides. RefSeq names its product signal peptide-containing protein. The transcript has a single exon. The coding region runs from base 11 to 475 and encodes 154 amino acids. NCBI's taxonomy places the organism in Eukaryota, Apicomplexa, Aconoidasida, Piroplasmida, Theileriidae. The record is from RefSeq and is a predicted model, not a curated record.